UGUUUCGCCUGCAUCUUCCUCUUGUCUUUCUUUUUGUCUCACACGGACAAAAUUAGAGAGAGAGAGAGAAAAGAGAGUUCGCGUGCUGUUUCAGUAUCAUAUCUAAUCCCAGAUUCUUUCUUCCUUCUCUGUAUAUCUUUCCACGACAGUUGACCUAAUUUUCGUCACCAUCCAAUUGGAUUUUGAGGUUGAGAAAGAGAAGAGAGAGUAUUCUCAUCUGAAGAAGAAGAUAGAUUGAUAGAGAGAGAGAAAUGGGGAAUUCAUUUGGGUGUUCUGCCUCCGGCGAGAGAUUGGUGUCGGCGGCGAGAGAUGGAGAUUUCGUGGAGGCGAAGAUGCUUCUUGAUUGCAAUCCUUGUCUUGCCAAGUAUUCUACUUUCGGUGGUCUUAAUUCUCCGUUGCAUUUCGCUGCUGCUAAAGGCCAUAACGAGAUCGUUGGAUUGUUGCUCGAGAACGGAGCUGAUGUGAAUUCCAGAAAUUAUUGUGGUCAGACGGCAUUGAUGCAAGCUUGUAGAUACGGACAUUGGGAAGUUGUGCAGACGCUUCUGCUUUUCCGAUGCAAUGUUACAAGAGCUGAUUAUUUAGCUGGAAGAACAGCGCUUCAUUUCGCUGCUGUGAAUGGUCACGCCAGGUGUAUUAGACUUGUCUUGGCAGAUUUUGUACCUAGUGAUAAGCUUAACUCUCUUCCUGAGACUGGUGUGGUCACUGCAAAGAACAAAUCUGAGCAAAGCGCAUUGUCUAAAUUUGUGAAUAAGGCGGCUGAUGGUGGAAUCACAGCUCUUCACAUGGCUGCCUUGAAUGGAUUAUUUGAUUGUGUGCAGCUUUUGCUUGAUCUUGAAGCGAAUGUUUCUGCUGUGACAUUUCAUUAUGGAACAUCAAUGGAUAUGAUUGGAGCCGGAAGCACGCCUUUACACUAUGCUGCUUGUGGUGGGAAUCUGAAAUGUUGUCAGAUUCUGCUUGCAAGAGGUGCAAGAAAGAUGACAUUGAACUGCAACGGGUGGCUACCUAUUGACAUAGCACGGAUGUGGAGUCGUCAUUGGUUAGAACCGUUGCUUUCGCCAAAUUCGGAUGUUGUCAUUCCAGCUUUUCCUCAUUCCAACUACUUAUCAUUGCCCCUUUUGAGUAUACUCAACAUCGCAAGAGAGUUUGGGUUGCAGUCUGCAACCAUUGGAGAUGAGGUCGAUAUCUGUGCGGUUUGCCUGGAAAGAACAUGCACUGUUGCUGCUGAAGGUUGUGAGCAUCAGCUGUGUGUGAGAUGUGCGUUAUACCUUUGCUCUUCGAGCAAUGUUCCCUCGGUGACCGUUGGCCCACCCGGAUCAAUUCCUUGCCCUCUUUGCAGGCAUGGAAUUGUGGCGUUUAAACGACUCCCGAGCUCCCUGACCAAAGAAAUGAAGUUACCUAUGUCACUCGGGUUCUGUGCGCCAUGUAUGCUUCACACGGGAGACACAACAGAUCAAUCAUCACCGACAUGCCCACCAACAGAACAACGUAGCAGCAAGACCAGGGCAGCCUCGGUUUCAUCUGAUAUGUUAUGUCCUGUAACAUGUAGCCCAUUCCCUUCAGUCAACAUUCAAAUGUGCACCUGCAACGAAGGGACAUGUCCAAACUUUGAGACACAUGGAACAGAUAGACAUAGUGAAGAAAACGACGAAUCUUCUCCUUCUCGAACAACAACUGAACAGGAGAAGAUAGAAGAAGGGCAAAGACUUGGGAAAACAACAACUUGCUCAGGCAUGUUCUGGGGAAGAAGAAGCUGUAGCAGAGAGAACCAAUGCAACUCCGAGAUCAAUGCUUGAUCACAAACAUAUUAUUUGUAUGUACAGAGAAAGAGAGAGAAUCUAUGUCUCCCAUCAUUUCUUACUUUUAAAAUGGGAUGAGCCACACAGAGUCUUCUUCUUAGGUUUGUUUUGACUUUGGAGAGGCUAAAGUUAUUAAUUAUGGUGGAAGAUUUGUAAUUAUCACCAUAAUGAUGGGGUCAUUUUGCAAAAUCUUUGUAUUUUUAUUAUUUGGACCCAUCUAUUUGUUUGUUGUAGCAUAUGAUGAAAUACUGAGACUUUCUUAUUA
This is a messenger RNA of Arabidopsis lyrata subsp. lyrata, 2061 nucleotides long. Its product is annotated as E3 ubiquitin-protein ligase XBAT33. Gene Ontology annotation, molecular function: protein binding; chloroplast targeting sequence receptor activity. Bases 252 to 1793 code for a protein of 513 amino acids. The record is from RefSeq and is a predicted model, not a curated record. Gene Ontology annotation, cellular component: chloroplast outer membrane. The transcript is spliced from 10 exons. Gene Ontology annotation, biological process: protein targeting to chloroplast. NCBI's taxonomy places the organism in Eukaryota, Viridiplantae, Streptophyta, Magnoliopsida, Brassicales, Brassicaceae.